AUGACUGCAUUAAUGAAGACAAGAGGUUUACGUAUGUCUGCGCAAAAGCAGGAAACGCUUUUAAAAUUGACUGUGUUAUCCCUUGCAGCAAUAUUAUCAUUUGCUACAAGGUUGUUUUCAGUACUAAGAUUUGAGAGCGUUAUUCACGAAUUUGAUCCAUAUUUUAACUAUCGCACAACAAAGUACUUAGCUGAAAAUGGAUUUUAUAGUUUUCAUAAUUGGUUUGAUGAUCGAGUUUGGUAUCCUUUAGGCAGGAUAAUUGGAGGAACAAUAUAUCCUGGUUUAAUGAUAACAUCAGCAGCAUUAUACCGACUUUUAUGGUUAUUAAAUAUUACUUUAGAUAUACGUACUAUUUGUGUCUUCCUUGCUCCAUUAUUUUCUAGUUUAACAACAAUCAUUACUUACAUGCUUACCAAAGAACUGAAGGAUUCUGCAUCAGGAUUGUUCGCUGCAGCUAUGAUAGCAAUUGUUCCUGGUUAUAUAUCACGAUCAGUGGCAGGAUCUUACGAUAACGAGGGCAUAGCUAUCUUUUGUAUGUUAUUUACAUAUUACAUGUGGAUCAAAGCGGUUAAAACAGGAGCAAUUUAUUGGGCUACGUGCGCUGCUCUUGCAUAUUUUUAUAUGGUGUCUUCUUGGGGUGGUUACGUGUUUCUGAUUAAUUUAAUUCCUUUACACGUUUUAACGUUAAUGGUAACUGGUAGAUUUUCUCAUAGAAUCUACGUUGCAUACAGUAUUUUAUACUGUUUAGGAACAAUUUUAUCCAUGCAAAUAUCAUUUGUUGGAUUUCAACCUGUUCAAAGUUCUGAGCACAUGCUUGCAUUAGGAGUUUUUGGGCUUUGUCAGAUUCAUGCUCUAGUUGAUUAUUUACGCAGUAAAGUGUCACAGGACGACUUUGAAGUAUUAUUCCGUGGACUUGUUAUUUCUGCUGUCACCAUUUCAUUCGUUUUGGGCGUUAUUUUAACGAUAACUGGAAAAAUAUCGCCUUGGACCGGACGUUUUUAUUCACUUUUGGAUCCAUCUUACGCAAAAAAUCAUAUACCCAUAAUUGCUUCCGUUUCGGAGCAUCAACCAACAUCGUGGAGCUCGUUUUACUUCGAUCUUCAGAUUUUAGUGUUCUUAUUUCCAUUAGGUUUAUACUUUUGUUUCUCAAAAUUAACGGACUCUAAUAUUUUUCUUAUUCUAUAUGGAGUCACGAGUUUGUACUUUGCUGGUGUAAUGGUUCGUUUGAUGUUAGUCCUUGCUCCUGUAAUGUGUAUUCUGGGUGGAAUCGGAGCCUCCUCUUUACUUGUUACUUACAUGAAACAAUUAGACAGAGGAAAAGUUAGCGAUAAAAAGUCUAAAAAGUUUGAAAGUAAUUACGUACUCAGAAGUGAGAUUGCUACGUUUUUCAUAACCCUAAUGUGCAUUCUGUUCUUUUCAUAUGUCAUUCACUGUACAUGGGUUACAGCGGAAGCUUAUAGUUCACCUAGUAUUGUACUAUCAGCACGUUCACCCGACGGUGGUCGAAUGAUAUUCGAUGAUUUCAGAGAAGCAUAUUACUGGUUACGCAUGAACACACCAGAAAAUGCCAAGGUGAUGUCCUGGUGGGAUUAUGGAUAUCAGAUCACAGCAAUGGCGAAUCGUACGAUCUUAGUGGACAAUAAUACAUGGAAUAAUACUCACAUAUCAAGGGUUGGUCAGGCAAUGGCAAGUUCUGAGGAGAAAGCUUAUGAAAUAAUGAGAGAACUAGAUGUUAAUUAUGUUCUUGUUAUUUUUGGAGGACUUACGGGCUAUUCGUCCGACGAUAUUAAUAAGUUCCUGUGGAUGGUACGGAUCGGUGGAAGCACUGAAAAAGGAAAAUCAAUAACAGAAUGGGAUUAUUAUAAUUCAGCAGGGGAGUUCAGAGUUGAUAAAGAGGGUUCUCCAGUUUUGCUCAAUUGUCUUAUGUACAAAAUGUGUUAUUAUAGAUUUGGUCAGGUUUAUACCGAAGGGGGAAAACCUUCUGGGUAUGACAGAGUCAGAAAUAUGGAAAUCGGUAAUAAAGAUUUUGAGUUAGAUACGUUAGAAGAAGCCUACACCACAGAACAUUGGCUUGUACGAAUUUACAAAGUGAAAGAUUUGAAAAAUAGAGGAAUUUAAAAAUGAUGAAUUAGUAACAAAGGAGUAACGGUACCACAACUUUUGUAAAUUUUUUCAUAAAAUUCCAUUCACUUAUAAGUUUUAUAAUUAUCUAUAAGAUACCAACGUGGCACUAAAUACAGAAUUACAUAUUUCUAUGAACAGCAGUGCAAUCGAAACUUUUAUAAAAGACGUAUAAAAUCCUCGCCAUAAACAUUAAUUUAGUAAAUGUAAUUAUCGAUUCAUAAGAUAAUUUAGUUUUGAAAGUAAUAUUUGUUUCGAACGAAAAAAGCGAACAACAUAUUUAUUCUAAUAGCGUCUAUUAAAAUAUAUUCCAACACUUGUAUGUUGAAUGGUCUUUGUAGUAUAUACGAUUUUGUUAAGUUCUUGGAUAAGCCUUUGUCAUUCUCCUCGGGUCCGCUUUCGAGGAGGGGUGGGAACCCGGUGAAGCGCGAUACUGUAAAAUUUACGGUUCAUAUAUUUCAAGGUGCAUGUCUGUACUCAUAGCUUUUGUUUUGUAAACGUGUACAGACAUGCGUGGUCACCGGUGAGAGUAAAAAAAUAAAUGUGAACAGACAGAAUUUGUUUUUAUACAUAUA
Osmia lignaria (orchard mason bee) is the source of this 2696-nucleotide messenger RNA. The record is from RefSeq and is a predicted model, not a curated record. Lineage: Eukaryota; Metazoa; Arthropoda; Insecta; Hymenoptera; Megachilidae.